This is a messenger RNA of Diplodia corticola, 1323 nucleotides long. RefSeq names its product trna (adenine-n-)-methyltransferase. Gene Ontology annotation, cellular component: tRNA (m1A) methyltransferase complex. The record is from RefSeq and is a predicted model, not a curated record. Gene Ontology annotation, biological process: tRNA methylation. Bases 1 to 1323 code for a protein of 440 amino acids. The transcript is spliced from 3 exons. NCBI's taxonomy places the organism in Eukaryota, Fungi, Ascomycota, Dothideomycetes, Botryosphaeriales, Botryosphaeriaceae.
AUGCACCUGCUCGCCCGCCCUUCGCCGGCGCUGCGCGCCCCCGCGCGUUGCCGCCAAUGCCUCCGCUCGCUGAGCACGCAGGCCCACGCCAAGGUCUUUGCUGAGGGCGACGUAGUUCUGCUGCGGGACAGAAACCGCCCCCGCAACCCGGGCAUCCUAACCAAGCCACUCAAGGCCGGCGUUGUCAUCGUCAACCAGCACGGCAGCCUCCCCCAUAGCGACAUCAUCGGCAAGCGCAUCCGUGACAAUCUCCAGACCACGAAGACCCAGUACCGCAUCCAGGAGCCAACGCUCGACGAGUACGUGCGCAUGACUCCACGGAUCGUCACUCCUAUCUACCCUGAAGAUGCUUCGUUCAUUGUAAAUCUGUUUGACAUCCAUGUGAGUCCUACUGAGCCGGGUGCUGCCUUUUCACCACCGCUGGAGAUCUUGGAGGCCGGAACCGGCCAUGGCGGUCUCACGUUACACCUCGCGCGUGCAAUCCACGCCGCCAAUCCCCCGUUGCCUGAGUCUCUUAGGGCGGAAUAUACACCUGUUGUAGACCCGGAGCAUCCCGCUGAGGAAGUGACGUAUGAGUCGACGAUUGUCGACCACAUGGCGGAGCACACUCUUGAGUCUUGGAAGAGGCAAAGGAGGGCUGUGAUCCAUACCGUAGACCACAAGGCGAAGACCUCAAAGCACGCGAAGAAGAUUGUCAGCGGGUUCCGCCGCGGCAUGUAUGCCAAUGCCAUUGAUUUCCAUGUUGGGGAUGUCUCGGCUUGGAUCAAGGCACGCUUCACAGCGCAGACUAAAGGAGAUGCUACCAAAGGGCCUGAGCCGUUCUUGUCCUACGUUUUCCUGGAUCUCCCCUCAGCAGAGGAUCAUCUGGAGAUUGUAUCCCAGGCCCUCCACAUGGACGGCGCUCUAGCAGUCUUCAACCCAAGUGUUACGCAAAUUGCCGACUCGGUGAAGAGAGUCAGGGAGUUGGGGCUGCCACUCGCACUUGACAAGGUUGUUGAACUGAGGGGAAGUGAUACCGUUCGAGAGUGGGAUCUUAGAGCGGUGCAACCUAAGGCGGCGAUGAAAGCGGCAAACGGCACGAGUUUGAAUGGCGAGAAUGAGGAAGUGGAUACUGAUGAGGCGGCUGCCGAGAGUGACCAGAAAGAAAAAAAUCUAGCUGAACAAGCGGUAGAGGAGGCAAAGGAUCUAGAAAGGAUCGAGACUGAGCAGAAUGAAGAGCUUCAGACAGGCGACGCUAGCUGGAAGUACGUCUGCCGGCCCAAAACUGGUUUGACAAUGGGUGUUGGCGGAUUUGUAGGUCUGUGGCGUCGUUUUAAGACUUAG